Microplitis demolitor is the source of this 9649-nucleotide messenger RNA. RefSeq names its product protein lap4 (gene scrib). The transcript is spliced from 31 exons. The record is from RefSeq and is a predicted model, not a curated record. Gene Ontology annotation, cellular component: postsynaptic density; postsynaptic membrane; adherens junction. Lineage: Eukaryota; Metazoa; Arthropoda; Insecta; Hymenoptera; Braconidae. Bases 323 to 6727 code for a protein of 2134 amino acids. Gene Ontology annotation, biological process: neurotransmitter receptor transport, endosome to postsynaptic membrane; neurotransmitter receptor transport postsynaptic membrane to endosome. Gene Ontology annotation, molecular function: protein binding.
CGUCGCCUUGGAGAAGCCACAGUGGUGACGUCAGACAUCUAAAGGCAGAAGCGAGCGCGUUUGAAGCCGAGUAGGGCGUGAAAGUGUGUGUCGUGCCGCCCGCUACUUUUAGUGUCCUCUUGAUCAGGAUCAACACACAAUUAAAUAAAUAAAUAGCCAACAAAAUAAUAACUAAUAAGUAAAAUAUGUCAGAGUAAUAAAUAAAGUUAUUUAAAUACCGGUAGUGUGGUUAUAAUUCGUGUGACAAUAAUGCUUGGUGUUGCGAUUAACAGUGUUGUGUGAUAAACGUUGUGUGUUGAGUUUAGUUUAGUAUAUACAUACCAUGUUCCGCUGCAUUCCAAUCUUUAAAGGGUGUAACAGGCAGGUGGAAUACGUUGACAAGCGUCACUGCUCACUGCCAAGCGUACCCGAGGAUAUCCUCAGGUACUCGAGAAGUCUAGAGGAACUACUUUUAGACGCCAAUCAUAUCAGGGAUUUACCUAAGAAUUUUUUUCGGCUACAAAGGCUAAGGAAACUUGGGCUCAGUGACAAUGAAAUUCAUCGGCUGCCGCCAGAUAUUCAAAAUUUUGAAAAUCUUGUCGAGCUUGACGUCUCCAGAAAUGAUAUACCUGACAUUCCUGAGAACAUCAGGAAUUUACGAGCUCUACAGGUGGCGGAUUUCAGCAGCAAUCCAAUACCACGACUACCGGCGGGCUUUGUGAAGCUGAAAAAUCUCACAGUACUCGGCCUCAAUGAUAUGUCACUCACUAGUUUACCGCUGGAUUUCGGAAGUUUGGAAUCUUUGCAGUCGCUUGAAUUGAGAGAGAAUUUACUUAAAAACUUGCCUGAAUCACUUUCGCAGUUGAGUAAACUCGAACGACUAGAUUUAGGUGACAAUGAAAUUGAAGAAUUACCACCGCAUCUCGGAAAACUGCCAGCACUUCAAGAAUUAUGGUUGGAUCAAAAUCAGCUGCAACACUUGCCCCCAGAAAUCGGUCAAUUAACCACCCUCGCGUGCCUUGACGUUUCGGAAAAUCGAUUAGAAGAUUUACCAGAAGAAAUACGUGGCCUCGUGUCAUUAACCGAUUUACAUUUAUCUCAAAAUGUUAUUGAAAAACUGCCCGAUGGUAUUGGCGAGCUUAAAAAAUUGACCAUUUUAAAAGUUGACCAAAAUAGAUUGACAAGUUUGAAUCCAAACAUCGGUCAAUGUGAAAAUUUACAAGAGCUGAUAUUGACGGAAAAUUUUUUAUUUGAAUUACCAGUUUCAAUUGGCAACCUUCAUAAUUUAAACAAUUUAAAUGUCGAUCGUAAUAGUUUGCAGUACUUGCCAACGGAAAUUGGAAAUCUAAAGAAUUUAGGCGUAUUAUCGCUUCGUGAAAAUAAACUACAGUAUUUACCUAGUGAGGUUGGACAGUGUACGGCUCUUCACGUACUCGAUGUGUCGCGUAAUAGGUUGCAGUACUUGCCGUACUCGUUAAUUUAUUUAAAUUUAAAAGCUGUUUGGCUAAGCGAAAAUCAAGCGCAGCCGAUGUUGACUUUCCAAACGGAUAUUGAUGAGGAUACUGGUCAGGAAGUCCUUACUUGUUUCCUAUUACCACAGCUUGAGAAUAAUGCAGCAGGCUUACAAGAAGGAGGACCCUUGAGCAUGAUAGUGGGAAUGAGAAACGCGGUUCAAAAUAAUGAGAUGAGGGAGUUAGCCAGCAGCGACGAUGAGAAUUGGCAAGAAAAAGAAGCAUCGAGGACACACUCGGUUAAAUUCACUGAUGAUGGGCCAGAGGCCGACAAGGAGACACCAUUUGUGCGGCAGAAUACUCCUCAUCCGAAGGAAUUAAAGGCUAAAGCUCACAAGCUCUUUAGCAAGGGAAAGAACGAUAGUAGAUCAGGAUCAACGGAAGAGCAGGACGUCUCUCAAACAUUUGGCCUCGACAAAACUGAUGUAGACGCGACUCACGCCAAUGAAGAAGACCAAGCAGAAACUUCGCAUCCUGUCACAACUACUAUCGGCGAAGGAAAACCUGACGAGAGUGCGCUAUCGAAUCAAGUUAAAGUUGCUGCGUCAGAAACGUCAAACGAAGACCCGGUUACUAAAUUUAACGAUCGUGAAAAUGAAAUCCAUCAUCAGCCAUCAGAACAAUUGUCUCCGGACGCUGUUGAUGUCGAGGUUUCAGUGUCAGAAGUAUCUACUAGGGGUAGGCAGGAGGGUGGUGAGGAUGAUUCCGAGGGUGAUGAUGAUGAUAUGUCACAUAGACGGGUUGAGUUUACAAUAUCUGAAGACACGGAUUGUGAGGGUGGGGUUAAUACGGGAAAGCCGAACAGGCUGCAUCGACGUGAUACCCCGCAUCAUCUGAAAAACAAACGAAUACACCCCGCAAUUGACAAGGAUAAAGUCGCUUCCAUCAUCGCACAGGCAAUGAUGAAGAAAAACGACGAGACAUCCGUAUCCACAAGUCUUCCUACCGAGUCUGUCGACAAUUACGACAUUCACAGUCAAGGAGCAACGUCAGACGCGGAACCGUCACUUGAAGUACGAGAAGAGCAGUAUGAGAUUCAUAUUGAGAGAACAACAGGCGGUCUGGGUUUGUCGAUUGCAGGAGGCAUUGGUUCGACGCCAUUCAAAGGAGACGAUGAGGGGAUUUUCAUUUCCAGAGUUACUGAGGGUGGUCCAGCCGAUUUAGCAGGGUUGAAGGUUGGCGACAAAGUUAUUUCGGUAAAUGGGGUUUCAGUGGUUGAUGUUGAUCACUACGACGCAGUUGAAGUUUUAAAAGCUUGUGGAAGAGUCCUUGUACUUGUUAUACUAAGAGAGGUCACGCGAAUAGUACCACCAUCUGAACAGCAGUCAACGAGGAAAGACUCUGUGUGCUCGAGUCUGAGUACCAGUCGUGCUCCAAGUGCUACCUCUUAUGUGUCGUCGACUGCUCUGUCUCAUAAUCUAGAAAACGGCGAUACUUUGUCGCGUGAUUACGUCAAAACAAAGAAAAUUCCCGAGCCUUUGCCUGUAUUGAGUAAUGAAGAGACAUUAGUACCGGUGCUUGUGCACACAACAUUAAUACGAGAUCAAAAUGGUCUUGGGUUCAGUAUUGCGGGCGGAAAAGGUUCAUUGCCUUUCAAAGACAAUACCGAUGCUAUAUUUAUAUCAAGAAUAACCGACGGCGGCGUUGCACAGAGAGACGGCAAAUUAUUAGUUGGCGAUAGAGUUGUAUCGAUCAAUGGGGUCGAAAUGAGCGAAGCAAAACACGAGCAAGCUGUGUCGAUGCUAACAGGUCUCGAAAGGUUCGUUAGGCUGGUAGUUGAACGAGAGAUACCUAUUUCCCAGGCGAGCUCGUUGAUGCAAGUAACUCCUUCGGAAAAAUCUCCCCGAUUGAUCGGCGCAUCCACGCCACGUCCUUACACUGGGCUCUAUACUGCUAACAGUUAUAUGGCGAAUCGACCUGGUUACGCCGGGUAUCGACGUUCUAUUGACGCGGACAAAACACUCUCGCCAAGUCCGACAGCAAGAACGCCACCUCCUCCACCACCGGCGCCACUCGCGCUUGCAAAACCCGAACAACAACAGCAACAACCUGUCAACGGCAUUCCCAAGAUGAACGGCGUGAGCGACAGUUCUAAUAACGCCAAAGUGAUAAGUCCUACGAGUAUUGUCAAUCCACCUCAGCCUGCGCCUCGGCAAACUAUACCAGCUUCACAGUCGCAGCAACAACUACAGCUACAACCGCAGUCACCUCAAUCUCAGUCUCAGACUCAACCUCAACCUCAAUCGCAGCAUCAACCAUCUCGACAAUCAGGCGCGACAACGCCCAGCCAACCAGAACCAGCAAGAGCGACAUCACCGCAGGAAGACAUACAGGUACCGAAGCCAAUCACCAACGAGGAAUUUCAGGCCAUGAUUCCCGCUCACUUCCUACGACCUCCGACCUCCUCGCCCUCGCCAGACUCCCAGCAGGGUCCAGUCGUUACAGUGACUAUCAAGCAGCCUGAUAACUUACCCGGAGACGUUAACUUUCCUCCGGCGCCCACUACACUUGGUAAAGUUACCGAGACCAUCACUAAGAGUACACUCACCGAGACAGUUGUUACACGUGUCACCGACAAUCAUCUGGUCCAGCCAGUUAUCAUUGAGGACGUUGUACUGAUGAAGGAAGGAUCGCUCGGCUUUAGCAUCAUCGGUGGCACCGAUCACUCUUGCACGCCAUUCGGCGCUAAAGAACCUGGUAUUUUUAUAUCUCAUGUUGUACCUGGAGGAAUAGCUGCUAAAUCUGGCAAACUUCGCAUGGGUGACAGGAUAUUGAAAGUCAAUGGAACAGAUGUGACUAAAGCCACGCAUCAGGAAGCUGUCAUGGAACUAUUGAGGCCUGGAGAAUCAAUUGUUUUGACUGUGCAGCACGACCCGUUGCCAGAAAAUUAUCAGGAACUUGUGAUAGUUAAAGAACCUGGUGAAAAAUUAGGCAUGCACAUAAAAGGAGGACUUCGUGGUCAGCGAGGAAAUCCACUAGACCAUACAGACGAGGGCGUAUUUAUUUCGAAAAUAAAUUCCGGCGGUGCUGCUAAGCGUGACGGAAGAUUGAAGGUGGGCAUGAGAUUAUUAGAAGUCAAUGGCACAUCAUUACUGGGAGCUACGCAUCAAGAAGCGGUCAAUAUUCUUCGUUGCUCUGGCAAUACGAUAACUCUGGUUGUGUGCAAGGGAUACGAUAAAAACGAAGUCGAGCACUUGCUGACACUGUCCGGAAGAGAGUCUAAAGAGUCACGAAGAUCUCAAGAUAUCAAAGAAACCUCACCGACUGAAGGAUUAAAGUCUUUGUCUCAGAGUGUCUCGAGUCUUGACCGAGAUGACGAAGAGGCCGCGACACUGAGACAAGAGCAAGAAAUGAAAGAAGAGCUCGUCGCUUGGGAACAAGAGGAGCGCGAACGGGCGUUGAUUGAACACAGAGAAAAAUCAACUCCUGAAAAAGUUAUGGAUGUAGUAAGGGCAGCUGAAUCAUUAGUUAAUAAACCAAAUAGUCCUGUUGAUACUCCUGUGCCACCAAAGUCACCUGGUGGAACAAAAGAUCUUAAAACUACGACUAUUGUAAUGAGUAAACACACACUGGCACCACAGAAUCCCACUGCGCUACAUUCAAAAUUAAAAGAAGAAUACGGUACAUCUGUGGAUGAUCCUACGUCAACUGAACAAUCAGUAACUACUUGUACUUCUACUACUGCCUCUAUCAAGUCACAACCCCAUGCAACAACGACCAAUCUAGAUUGCCACUUACAGUCUCAAUCCCAAUCCCAGUCUCAAUCUCAAUCUCUUACUCUUCCUGCUAAAUCGAAGAGUAAAUCAAAUGCUAAGCGAAGUAUUACCUUUGCAACUCUUCCUUCUCCUUAUAAAUCGACUCAAUGUAUAACAAGUCCUAUCGUUAACUCAAUGCCUGCCAAAGAUAACCGUCCAGUUUCCAUGCACGAAAUAUCUAGUUACUAUCCAGCCGCUGAUUUUUAUAAAAAAAAUAUAUCUAACGCUGAUAACAACAAUAAGUUACCGCGUUUUCGGCUCCCUCCGACGCCACUGACAAGUCCGGGGUGUAAGAAGGAUUAUUCUGGGUCUAAGAGUAUCACCACCUCUCUUAACGAUAUACAGAUUGCACGUUCUGUUGAUGGAAAAAAUAUUGUGGUUGAGCCGUCGCCGAGUCCCUCACCAACGCCAGCUAAAAUGUCUGUUAGCGAUAGGAAAAAAUUAUUUGAAACUGCUGUUGAAGAACAUCUCAAACCAUCUCCAAAACCAGAAAAAGUGUUCACUUUCCUCAGUCAAGAUGAGGUAGAAAAAUUGAAACAAGAAGAGGAGAGAAAAAUAGCAACUCUCACACGAGAUGAAUUUAAAUCAUGGGCUCAGAUCGAUGAUAUGGAAGGUCUCGAAGAGUCUGAAGAAAUAAUCGAACAUGAUAAUAGAAGACCUAAUAGCCGGUUAAGCUCUCGAAGCUCAUUACCUUCUCUUCAAGGCUACCCGAGUAUUGUAAGGACGGCGAAAGCUGAGCGGCGAAUGAAAGAAAAGAUGAAAGAGGAGGGAUUGAUCUCAGAUGAUGAUGAAGAAAGUCAUUUAAGUCCUGCGGAACAGCGUGCGCUCCGUGCUGAAAAAAGAGCCGCUUGGAGACAUGCUCGACUCAAAUCAUUAGAACAAGACGCUUUGCAAGCGCAAAUGGUGAUUAAAAAAAUGAGUGAAAUGAUGGAUACUUCUGCAAAAGACGGGUCUACUUUACCUCAAGAUCCACAACAACCGGAAAAAAUAGCUGAGUUUGGUACAUUAAGGCCGUCUAGCGCGGAUUUUCCAAAACUUGCCGUACGCAGCAAGGUGGGUCCGCCUAAAGCCGUACGCGAAUCCGAAAAAAUAGUGGAUGAAAAGGUAACUCGGCGUACUGAAGAGUAUGUGGAUGAAGUCACUGGCGAACGUCGCGUCCGAACAGUCGAAUACGUCGAAAAGCUCAUUGAGCGCGAGGUCGAAACGUUGAGAGAAAAAAUCAUAUCGUUGGAGCUGAGCAACGCGGAGGAGGAAGUGGAUACCGGUAAAGUCGCUGCUGACAGCGAGCCCGAGAGCGAGAGUGAAGAUUUGACUGGGCAAGAUUUGUCAACAAGUGUCGCGGUUGAAAGCUCAGAUUCGUUUAUUUGCACGAGUCCGACGACGGAAACGGCACCAAGUAUCGGUGGUAAAAAUGUGGGCCCCAAUAAUUCCUCGGCGGCAAAGAAGAAAAAACGAAAGCGGUCGAAAAAAGGACGAAAUUAAAAUUUAUUGAUUUAGUCUGGUGCGAUGAUUAUUAUUAUUAUUAUUGAUAGUAUUGUAUAGUAUAUAUACAAUUUUAGAUAGGGUUUUAGGUCACUGAAGAUCAAAUUUUUAUAAUAAAAAUGGAUUAUUUAAAUUUAUGAAUAAUAUAUAUAAAUGUAGUUAUUGAUAAAAUCAAGUAAAUUCAAAGUGUUGUAAUUAAUAAGACAAUAUUGUUGCAAUUGACGUAUGAAAUUAUGUAUUUAUAGAUUUUUUAAUACUUUUUCUAAGCAGCAAUUUAACAACUAAAUUUUUAAUCAAUUUUUUAAAAUAUUUUUUGAGGUUUUUAAGGUUACAAAUUUUUUUUUCUAUUUCAAUUUAAACCUCUAUCUUUUUUAAUUACGUCCAUUCUUAGAUAUUGUCUCCCACUUUUUAAAAAUUUUCAGUGACUUUCCAUUAAUUAAAAAAAAAUAAAAACCGUAAUUGAAAAACAUCAACUUGCAAUUUCGCCGAGGUAUAGAUUUUUAAAAAAAUUAUUUACAAUUUAUAAGAAUCUGGAGCUGAACGAAAUUUGGAAAAUAAAUUUCAAAAAAAUUUUCAUGUUAAUUUUAUAAUUCGAAUUUUUAAAUUUUGGCGGCUAAAAUUUAUUCAACAAAUUUCGUUUAACUCCUAAUUGAUAACAUUUGUAAGUAACUUUCUUUAAAUUCUAUAUCUUAGGAAAAUUGUCUUUUUUUCAAUGAAGGUUUUAAUUAGAUCUUUAAUUAAUUAGUAUAAUUUUAAUAUGAUUAUGACAGUUAAGUCAUUGAAAAUUUUAAAAAAUGGGGGGUACUGUCAGAGAAUCCUUAAAAGUUUUAUGGGAUAGAUUUUCUAACAAGCAAAGUUUAUACUGAUCAUUAAAUAUCAACUGGUUAAUUAAUUAACUAUCAUACAAAUACACAUUCCUAUAUAUUUUAUACCAGACAUCACAGAAAUAAAAAAAUUCCGGCAUAAAUAAUAUAUAUUUAUAACUUUCUUAAACUGCUGAUCUUGCCCCCCAGUGACCAUGUUCAAAUAAAACAUUUCAAGGAUGAAUGUUUUUAAGAAUUUAAGUAAAUACAUAUAUUAAUAAAUAAAUAUUUGUAUGAAUUUAAACUGAUUGGUUUUGAUGUUAUUAUAAAGUAGGCGAAAAAAAGUUUAAUGAAAGUCAUAAAAAAUACAGUGUGUAAAAAAAUAUUAUAUUUAUUUGAUAAUGUUAAGUAGAUAGAGCAAGAUUUUAAGGGAUUUUAAAUCCCAAUUCAUUAACGACAAUUAAAUAUUUUUUUUUCUUUUUUUAUUUGAGUAUAUAAAUUUUAAUAAAUAUGAUGAAUAGCCCGGAGAUUCGUUUUUGUAUUAUGGGUGCAAAUGACAAAUUUAUUAUUAUUAUUAUUUUAAAUAUUAUUAUAAUUAAAAUAAUAAAUAUAUUUUUAUUAAUUUUAUAUGGAUUUUUGGUCCAAAUGAACGGGAAAGUUUAUCAGUAUAAAUUUAAAUUAAAAAUCUUGGGCGCUAAAAAAUGAAGUAAAUUUAUUCAAUUAUAAACUAAGCAAUUUUAUUUUUUUUUAACGCUCAAGAUUUUAAAUUUAAAUGUAAAAUGAAUUUUACAUCUGUUACUUAUAAAAAUAAUCAAGUAACAGCGCCUUAUUAUAAUAGUAUUAUGUUUGUGACGGAUGUUACAAUAUUUUCAUAUGUCGUUGCACAUGUUGUUGAUCGAUUCAUAUAUAUGCUAUAGUAAAUUAUGUAUAAAAAUAAAUAAUAAUAAUAAUAAUAAUUACUACGAGUGCUUGCGAGUUGAAAAAUCUAUCCGACAGUAUAUUGGAGAUCAUUGAGCGAGGGACCAAGAAUUAACAUUUAAAUUAAUUAAUCAAUCGCAAACGUCUCUCAUUAAAUCCCGUGUAAAAAAUUGUUGGAAAAAGGUUGAAAAAGUGUUGACUUAUAAACUUCAAAACGUGAUUCGACGAUAAAUUAUUUUUUGAACGUUUCUUAAACUUUAAAAUUCAACAGGAAAGUCAAUCCUGAUAUUAUUAAGAUAUACUAAAACAAAAACCCUUCAGAAAUAGUUCAAGAUCGGUUUUUUCUGAUGCAUUUUCCACUAAAGAUAAUGAUUAAACCUAGCACUUUUAAUGGAGCGAAAAAAAAGUUUACAAAUAAGUCAAAAACGUGUAAUAUUCAGUUACGAUCCUGAAGUUAGCAGACAGAUAACAAUUUUCGGAUUUUUUUUUAACCAAUCAAUUACAAAAAAAAAAAAACUAAAAAUAUGCACAUGUAGAAAAUUAAGAAAGCUACUGGUGCAAUUUUUUAAAUAAUUUUUUUUUUUAUAGCUUAUCGUUUUUAAAAAAAGUCAAAAAUUAUUAAACGUCGGCUAACUUCAAUAUCAAUUAUAAAUCGAUUGUUUUUUUCUUUGUAUUUUUAGAAGUUUAAAAAAAGUUUGUCAUUGUGUCACGUUCUGAAGUUUAGAAUAGUCAAUACUUUUUCAAAGAUUUCUUUUACACGGAUAGAAAAAAAAUAGUAAUUACUCAUAAAAUCAGACGCUUGUGGCUUUUAAUUUUUUCGUAAUGAUUAAAUUAACGCGUUUGAGUUGACAAUAAUCAGAAAAACAAACAGUAUACGGCGUAAUAUUAUUUAUUGAUAGAUUGCACCGUUAUCUUCAUAUUUUAAUUAUUAUUGUACUGUAAUCAUGGAUAACAAGGUUGAUAUUUGUGAAAUAUUUAAAAAAAUGGGUUUUAAAAGUGCGAAAACGGGAGAAUGGAUUAUUGGACAUUUAUUAAAAGUAUUUAAUAUUUUAGAUUGAAAGUAUAAUAUAUAUAUAUUAAUAUAUUUAUUACUGUCAACUGUAUGUCAUUAUUAAGCAAUAUUUAUACGUUUUGUAAUGCUGAAUACGUGUAUUUGUAAACAAAAAUAUCAUGCAUAUAAAUAAUCACUGAAACAACAAAA